Nothoprocta perdicaria is the source of this 857-nucleotide messenger RNA. Its product is annotated as amine sulfotransferase-like. Gene Ontology annotation, cellular component: cytoplasm. Bases 105 to 857 code for a protein of 250 amino acids. Gene Ontology annotation, biological process: sulfation. Lineage: Eukaryota; Metazoa; Chordata; Aves; Tinamiformes; Tinamidae. The record is from RefSeq and is a predicted model, not a curated record. The transcript has 7 exons. Gene Ontology annotation, molecular function: sulfotransferase activity.
AACACCUGGGACUCAUUCCUGUCUCCUGAAGUGGGAAGUGACAGAGCUCACCUCAGGCAGCACAAGAGUGACACACAGAAGGUUAUCCAUUUGCAAGAGACACAAUGGAACCCUCCAAAGAGUAUCUAUUCAACCACAAAGGAUGUUAUUUUGCAGCAAAAGAAACUACACCUGAGUACAUUGAUUCCCUGGAGACAUUUGAAAUCAGAGACAGUGAUGUUUUCUUAGCUACUUUUCCAAAAUCAGGAACUGUGUGGACUCAGAAUAUUUUGAGUUUAGUAAUUUAUGAAGGCCACCGUAAUGGAACGGAGGACGUAGAGAACAUGGACAGAAUCCCAUGGCUGGAAUACAAUAUUAAAAAUAUGGAUUAUGCAGCUCUUCCUGCACCUCGUGUCUUUGCCACUCACCUACCUUACUACUUAACUCCAAGAGACCUGAGAAACAAAAGAGCACGUGUUAUUUAUGUUACCAGGAACCCCAAGGAUGUUGUGGUUUCAUAUUUUCACUUUUCCAAAAUCAUGUACACACUAGAGGAAGUAUCAGAUUUCAACCUUUUCUUAGAGAGAUUUUUAGCUGGCAAAGUCAUGGGUAGUUCGUGGAUGGAUCACGUUACAGGCUGGUACAGCCACGCUCAGGAUUUCAAUAUACUCUUCCUUACCUACGAAGAAAUGAAAAAGGAUCUCAGAAGUGUUGUGCUCAAGAUCUGCAACUUCCUGGGCAAGCAGUUGAGUGAAGAGGAAGUGGAAAGCGUGGUGAGACAGGCUACGUUUGAGAACAUGAAGAAAGAUCCUCGGGCAAACUAUGAGAAAAUGCACUGUUGGAGACUGGAAAAACCUCAUGACAGUAGCACAGAGUGA